UGCUCGUUUGUCGUAACGCCUUGCGAGCGGGCGAAUUGUUUUUUUGGUUCUUCCAUUCUUCGGCGGGAAAAGCUGCUGCGUGAGGACAAAAUUGGGAAAGUGACAGGACGUUCCUACUUGCUCAGGAAAGAGUUCUUUAAUUCCCUCCACUGGGAAGCUCGCCGAGCAGGCAUUUUUGCAUCUGGGAAAGGAGAGCCAUCCCUUUUUGCUGCCUUCUCUUUCCUGUGCUACAAGGCUACGGCAAAUCGCAGACCUGGAGUGAUGAAUGGGACUCUGAUUGCCGGUACACCCAUUGCGGUGGAUUUUUGGAAUAUCAGGAAAGCUGGGCAGGCUCGCUUGUUCUUUCUUUCUCAUAUGCACAGUGACCAUACUGUGGGGCUUUCUAGCACCUGGAACCAACCAGUUUAUUGUUCACCUGUUUCUGGUCAAAUUCUACAUCUCAGGCUGAAGGUAGCUAAGCAGUGGAUCCGUCCUUUGGAAGUGGGAGAUAGCCAUAUUGUGGCUUUGGAUGAGAUGGGCAGAGAGACCAUGACAGUGACCUUGAUAGAUGCUAACCAUUGCCCCGGAUCUGUCAUGUUCCUUUUUGAAGGGUACUUUGGUGUCAUUCUCUACACAGGUGAUUUUCGUUACACUCCUAACAUGCAGCAGGAGCCAGUUCUGAAGAACUCAAAGCUUAUCAAUUUCCUCUAUCUGGACAAUACCAACUGUCAUCCUGAAGUUGUCUUACCAUCCCGGCAACAGGCCACUGAGCAAAUCAAAAGGGUGAUCAGGAGUCACCCUGAUCAUCAGGUGAAGAUUGGUAUAUACAGCUUGGGAAAGGAGUCACUUUUGGUGGAACUGGCCCAAGAAUUUCAUACAUGGAUUGUAGUGAGUCCCCAGAAGUUGGAGCUUAUGCAACUGUUGGAAAUGGAGGAUGUUUUCACUUCUGAAGAAGGAGCUGGAUGGAUUCAUGCUGUGGAUUUUUCAGAAAUCUGCAAAGAAACAAUAACCAACUGGAAUCGGAGUCAUCCAACUAUAGCUAUUCUCCCUACCAGCAGACCAGUGAAAAUCAAACACCCUAAUAUAUAUGUUGUUCCUUAUUCUGACCACUCAUCUUUCCAAGAGCUGUUGGAAUUUGUAGCUUGGUUAAAGCCCUGCUCCAUUAUCCCUGUGGUGAAGAAGGAGGCAUGUCAGGUAUAUUUUCAGCAAUAUUUGACAUCUGAAAACUAUUCACUUCUGGAGUCUAAAGUUCCUGAAUCGGUUAAACGAGUCACGCAAAACAAGAAGAGAGAAAAGCCGAUAAAACUACUAAAAUUGGCAACCACUCAUCAUGUUCCAAAGGGAGUUUGCUUUGACUCUCCAGAAAAAUGUACUAGACAGAACAAGUAUUACCCUGACCCAGAAAUUUCCCAGCAGUGCUGCCCGGAAUCCACUAACAGAACUGUGCCUUAUUGUAGACAAGAACAGUGUGCUUGGUCUGCACAAUGUAAAGAGAAAAAGGAAGAAAUAACAGUAGAACCAACAAACCUUGAGAACCAGAGAGUACUAUCUGUAGUAGAGUCAGAAAACAUGUUUUCUACCAAACAUCAGCUGAAGGACAAUGUUGUCAAUCAACUUAAAAAGUGUCAGACUGCUGCAACACCAGCAUGCACAUGCACUUUUUCCAGGGACAGAAAGGAUGUGAGGUCCACUCUAGAAAAAGUUCCUCCUUCCUCUGUAGACAGUGACUGUCUUUGUCAACUAGUCUUCAACAAUGAUAUCUUCUCAACAGCAUCACAGACUGAUCAGAUUCACAGAGUGGCCAGUCAACAGGCUGUAAAAGACUUUUUUCAGGAAUAUGAUUUAUCUCCACUAAACACCCCAAAGCAAAGGUCCCUAGAAAACUUUGAUUGGCAAGUAGAGAGCUACAUAAAAAGAGGAAGAAUAUCAAUGUGCACAGAGUAGUGUAAACUUGCCCUCUGGACAAAAACUUACAGGAAAAAGCAAAACUUCUGAUCAAGUGCCAAAAGAAGGUAGCUAUGGAAUAAUAAUCUGAUUUUCAAGUGGGGUAUAUCUGCGUCCUUCCCGAUUUAUCUGUUAAAAUAGAUCCCAUCAAAUAAUUACUUUGACAAAAAAGUGAAUCUUCAGUAUUAACAGCUUGUCUCCAUUCACUUUUUGGAAGGUUCUCUCCUAUCUUUUAGGGCUGCUUACUGGUAUCAAUUCAGUUGAUAAAUCACAGACCCCUAAAUAUGUAAGUUUGCCUGCAUAAUAGGUUUUUUUUUUAACUGAAGGGCAAUCUGUCCUUUCAUGAGUUACUCACUACUGAAAUCUUUCCUGUGAAUUAAAGGCAAUCAUUUGAUCGUUGUCUCUUUAACAAUAUUCCUGAGAAAGGAAGCAUAUAUGGUUUGUCAGGGAUAUAUUUUUUACUAGUAAUGUUUUAAAAUGAAAAAUAACUUUCCCUUGUGCUUUUUAAGAAGAACCAAACAGGAGGCUUGUGUUGAUCAAACUGACUCUUCAUGAAAAACUGCCUCUGAAUUAAAUGAUUUAUAGUAUACUGCUAGUAUUUAAAUGUUAAAAUAAAUACAUUAAUUUCUCUCAACACAACAGGGGACUGACACUGUUAUUUUAUUCAAAAGUUUUUAUUGCUUAUAAUGAACAUUUACUAAAGCCAGUGCUGAGUUGUGUCAGUUCUCCAGAUCUCUAGGUAUACUUUUGAAUAUUAAAGCAGCAAUAUUGUAGUUAAUUUCCAUAGUCUUACACAUAAUACUGUAGCUGUAAUAACUUUUCUCUUCCUCAGAUGCUGCUGCCACCAGAGACAAAACACAAACCAUCAGAUUUAUUCCUACAGAUUCUGGGUUUAGAGGGUUUUUAAAAAAAAAAAAAUCACAUAAUUAUAGACUGGAGCUUGAUGAGAUAGUUAUUGCUAAGUUUUCCUGAGUUAUAUCCAGUUAUGAUUUGUGCAGCUGCUUUCAGAUAGCAAAAGUUAGAGAAACAAUGCAUCGAUUGAUGAUAUAAUUGUAUUAUCCUAAGUCCAUUAGAAAGUGCCAGUGUUACAACUUCUAUUCCAUUUAGUAAAAUUGUUCCCCGAUCACAGCAUCCAAGGGACAGGGACACAGCCGUUUUGCAGCAAGCUCCAUUAAACUCUCUUGGUUUUUACAUAUGCACAGAGCAGAGCUACAAGGCUAAGAAUAAUAAGAAAGGUGGCUAGUUUCUUUUAUUGGCAGCCUGCAUUUCUUAUUGUACAACAUGGGCCAUCAGAAUGUAUGAAAAGUUUAUCUUUUCAUUCAGGCUAGCAUGUAGAAAGGGAGCAGGAGAUGCUGCUAGUGUGUAACAAUAAGUGAGCAUGUGAAGAGUUUGUUGUAGCUUUUGUUACUUCAUUCAUGUCUCAAACAUGUCUAUUAUACAAGAAACAGGAUCCUGUAUAAACUUAAUGAGCCUACCAGUUCAGCCGAUCUGGUCCACAAAGCCUCAGAUGACACCCCUCUUCCAUAUUUUACCCUUUACUCACAGCUUUACAAAAACAAACAUCAAGUGACCUUGACUCCUGUAUAAGAAAUCAAUGAAUUAUAUUAGGAGGUAGGGAUUUUGAGGAGGAGUGGAGUCUCCUAAAGCUCCAUACUCUGUCAUUAUUCUACCCUCUUGGGCUGGUGAGGGGGACAGAUCUCCCUGGAUCAGUUCCAGUUUCUCCCUGUCACUUUUCCUGCUUUAGUUAAAUCCUAAGGGAAGGUUUAAUGGGCAAAUUUUUGCUUCUAUGUGUAAGAUUGCACUCCCAAAUUUUGGCAGGAAAUUGCACAUUUCCUCCCAAUAUUAAGAAUGGAAAUGGGAAUUCUCUUUUUUCCUCAAGCACUUUCAAUCCUCAAAGCCUUUGGGGGUCUUUUUUGGCCCAAAUUCAGCCUGAAAAUGGUGAUUUCAAGAUUUUUUAAGGGUGGAAAUGUAAGCAAAAGAUCUCUGGCACCCAUUCCCACCCUUAGAAUCCUGGAAAAAAGAAAGAAAAUGAGCUCCCCAAAUUCAGCCCCUUCCAUUGUUUGUAAUCAGUGCAUCACUAGUUGUUUUCUUGCCACGCUCUGGAAAGUUGGGAGGCUGAGCUCCAGCCUGCCCCUCCUCAUAUUGCCUGCUCUACCUUACAGCACUAACGUAAGCUUAAAAACACAACUGAAAGGAAUUCUAAAGCAUUUGGGGGAUGAGAUGGAAGACCAGGAAAUUUUUUUGGCCAAAGAAACUGACAUGAAAUGGGAAGAUAGAUUUUAGCACUGUUGGUCAACAGUGUUGGUUUCUGGGUAAGAGUAUUUAUUGUUUGAAUGAGAUUUGGCUCUGGUCAGGCUAAUGCACUUAUGAAAUUAGAGAUGAUAUGGGAGUGAGAUCCAUAGCAGCAAUUUUCAGCCAUAGUGUUCCUGUUACAGUUUUUAGCCAAAUGGAACACAGCAUGAAUGUUCACUAGUAAAUGAAAAUACUUCCCAGGGCACAGCUAACAGGGAGAGGCCUGUUGCACAAGAUAGUUAGAUGUGUU
Python bivittatus (Burmese python) is the source of this 4465-nucleotide messenger RNA. The record is from RefSeq and is a predicted model, not a curated record. Lineage: Eukaryota; Metazoa; Chordata; Lepidosauria; Squamata; Pythonidae.